AACUAACUAACUUAUGGGAUAGAAAGACAAAAGACAGCCUGGGACUACUGGCCCUACUAGGCAGACUAGUUUCUGAAAAUCACAUCGUCACUACUACCUAGCAAUUGCAUCGUUACCAGUGAAUCUGAACACGAGCACGCCAGGCAAAAUGGAAACCGACACGCAGAUAUCUAGUAGUACAAAUUACCUUCCCUGGGGUUUUGAACCUCCCCUCCAGCACUACUACUACCCACCAAUCAUCUACCCAUCACCAUUUUACCCAUCAUCGGUCAUCUCCGAUUCCUUCAUCCUCCGGCCCUCCAUGUCCAGUCGGAGCUACACCCUCAACACGAUGCCAACUCUCGACCUCCCGCCCGAGCUGAUCCUCAUGGUCGCCAACCACCUCACCAAGCGCAGCGACAUCAACGCCCUAGCCCGAGCCAACCGCCGCCUGCACAGCAUCGUGAACCCCUACCUCUACCGGCAGAACGCACGCCAGCAGAAAUCGUCCGCCCUGGUCUGGGCCGCCCGGCGCGGGGUACCAGGGACCGCGCGACACAGCAUCGCCGCCGGGGCCGACGUCAACAUCCAAGCAAAGAAGGCGCCGACCCCGCUGUGCAUCGCGGCGAUGCGGGGCCGCGCCGAGGUCGUCCGCCUUCUGCUGCAAGCCCGCGACAUCGACGCCAACCGACCCAACACCGACGGCAACAGCCCCCUGAUCCUGGCCAUUACCUACCGGCACACGAACGUGCUGCGCGUGCUGCUGGAGUCGGGCCUCGUCGACGUCAACUCCGGCCACCUCCUCACGCCGCUGCUGCACGCCGCGUUCAUGAACAACGUCAAGGCCGUGAAAUUGCUGCUGGAGCAGGACGGCAUCGACGUCAACGUGACGGAUUUCUCCGAGAAUACGGCCAUUCGCUAUGCGGCGGCGUUUGGGUUCCAUCGGGUGAUGAGGGUGCUGAUUGAGGAUGGGCGCGUGGAGGUAGAUGAGAAAUGUGGGGAGAAUGGGCAGACGCCGUUGUCGCGCGCGGCGGCGACGUUCUUCGAUGCGACGGUAAAACUGCUGCUGAGGACAAGGCGGGUGGAUGUCAAUUCCAGGGAUAAUCAGGGCCGCACCCCGUUGUCGUGGGCGGCGGAGACGGGCGCGGAGGGCGCGGUGCGCAUGUUGCUGAAGGCCCCGGGAGUGGAGGUCGAUGUGCGCGAUCACGAGGGGUGUACCCCGCUGUCUUUAGCGGCGAGGAAGGGCCACGAGGCGGUCGUGAGGCGGUUGCUGGCGACGGGAAAAGUGGAUGUCGAUUCCCUGAAUGAGAAUGGCUGGAGUCCCCUGUUCCAGGCGGUAGUCCAUGGGCAUGAGGGGGUCAAGAACUUGCUUCUGGCAGCGGGGCGGCAGGCGUGAUCUUUGUUGUAGCGGGUGCUUUGGCGUUGGGGCGAAAGGGUUGCACAUGCACAUAGCAUCGUUCAUUGCAUUCGCACUAGACUGUACGAGUCAAGAUAUGAUUCAGAAAGUACUCAAUCAUGCUGUAUCUACUGCAAUCUACUGCAAACACGAGUUUAUCUUCAAUGCUCGGAUGCUGAUAUGCCUUCAG
Aspergillus aculeatus ATCC 16872 is the source of this 1565-nucleotide messenger RNA. RefSeq lists its product as uncharacterized. Bases 149 to 1375 code for a protein of 408 amino acids. Gene Ontology annotation, molecular function: protein binding. Gene Ontology annotation, cellular component: cytoplasm. NCBI's taxonomy places the organism in Eukaryota, Fungi, Ascomycota, Eurotiomycetes, Eurotiales, Aspergillaceae. The transcript has a single exon. The record is from RefSeq and is a predicted model, not a curated record.